AUGACUUGGAUCAUAGGGCAGAACAUGAGUACAAAUGAAAAUGCCAGUCGGGACAAUUUCGUCUAUCUGCUUAUUCUGCUAAUUAGAUCACUUGAUACAUCUUUCUACUUUGCAUCGUUGUCCAAAAACCGGGGUAGUAUAUCCGAAUUCCGUGGGAAGAGCGGAUCAGGAUCAGCCGCCGGCAGUUUCAGUCAGCCUGUCAUCAGAAACAUCGCAAACAUUCAGGGCCUCUCAGCACCGUAUCAUGACAUGGUAACGAUGGUAAUGAUGCAAAAAUGGACACGAGAAAAUGUGUGA
This is a messenger RNA of Botrytis porri, 297 nucleotides long. RefSeq lists its product as uncharacterized. The record is from RefSeq and is a predicted model, not a curated record. Bases 1 to 297 code for a protein of 98 amino acids. Lineage: Eukaryota; Fungi; Ascomycota; Leotiomycetes; Helotiales; Sclerotiniaceae. The transcript is spliced from 3 exons.